AUGGAUGCUCUUCAGCUCCUCACUCUCUUGGUUCUUAUUCAGCCAGCCUUCCAGGUAUCAGAGAGUGACAGUUUUCUGAUAUAUAAUGAAAACCUCAAGCUUUGUAUGCAACUUCAAGAAUCUAGUUCCACCAUCAUCCUGGACUACUGUAAUACAGAUAAUGAACGACAACAUUUUAAGUGGGUUUCUGAUAACCACAUAUUGAACAUGGCCGUGAAGCAAUGCCUAGCAGUGCCUUCGAAAACAAACCAGGUUCCAGUCACAGUCUCCUCCUGUAACAGGACCAUUGGACUUCAGAAAUGGGAAUGCAAAAAUAACAACCUUCUAGCACUCGAAGAAGAAGAUCUAUUUUUACAUCCUGAAGGUCAACGUAAGGGCAAAGUGAUAGUGUCUCAAUCAUCCACAAUAAAGAGUGCCUGGAAGAUCUAUGGAACAAAAGAUGCUUUAUGCUCUAAAGGCUACGAAGAUCUGUUUACCAUAGAGGGCAAUGCCUUUGGAGCCCCCUGUGUAUUCCCAUUCAAGUAUUUGAAUAAGUGGCAUGCUAAGUGCUUACCAGAUGGUGAUGAUCAUAGACAACUUUGGUGUGGAACAACUGAAGAUGUAGAUAGAGACUCUUCAGUUGGAUAUUGCCCAUUAAAAGAUAGCCAUAAUGAACUCUUCUGGACCAAAAAUCAUUGGACAGGUGAUCUCUACCAGAUCAACACCCAGUCAGCUCUUACAUGGUAUCCCAGAGCAAGCUGUCAGCAACAGAAUGCAGAAUUAUUGAGUAUCGGAGAACUACAUGAACAAACAUAUCUGGCAGGACUAACCGGCAAUUCAUAUACUAUGUACUGGAUUGGUCUUAACAGUUUGGAUUUUGACAGUGGCUGGCAGUGGAUUGACAACCACCCUUUACGAUAUAUAAACUGGGCUCCAGGUCACCCAUCUUCAGAAACAGAAAAAACUUGUGGAUUAAUGGUGGCUCAGAAUGGGAAAUGGAUGAAUGAAAAGUGUCUUCAGAAACUUGGAUACAUUUGCAAAAGAGCAAACUCUUCAUUAGACACUCCUGUACUUCCUCCAGAUGAUGAUAAGCCUAUUAAAUGUCAAGAUGGCUGGGUUGCAUAUGCGGGCCAUUGUUACCGUCUGAACAGAGACCUCAAGACAUGGAAACGUGCGUUAUUAUCCUGUCAAAAGGAUGAUGGGAAUUUAAUAAGUAUACACAACGUUGAAGAAUACAGCUUUGUCAUUUCUCAGCUUGGCUACAAACCAACAGAAGAUGUACUGUGGCUAGGACUGAAUGACCAGAAGACCCAGAUGUAUUUUGAAUGGAGUGAUGGGAGUCCAGUGAGCUUUACUAAGUGGCAGCGAGGAGAACCUACACACAUAAAUAAUAUUCAACAAGACUGUGUCAUCAUGAGAGGGGAGAAUGGAGAUUGGGCAGAUUAUUUUUGUGAAGAGGAACAUGGUUACAUCUGCAAAAAAGAACGUUUGGCAUUUCUUCCCAACGAAGCUGAAGUUACUGAUCCAAAAUGUCACAAAGGCUGGAAAAGGCAUGGUUUAUAUUGUUACUUCGUUGAACAGACACCUGUAACAUUUUCAGAAGCAAUUAGCGUGUGUGAAGCAAAAAAGGGAUUUUUGGCUUCCGUGGAAGACAGAUAUGAACAGGCCUACCUAACUAGCCUAAUUGGGCUGCGUUCUGAAAAAUAUUUCUGGAUUGGACUUUCAGAUGUAGGGCAACCAGGGGCAUUUAACUGGACCAGUGGAGACAGUGUUGUAUUCACCCACUGGAAUUCAGAAAUGCCUGGGCAACAGCCUGGCUGUGUUGCUAUGAGAACUGGAACUGCAGCUGGAUUGUGGGAUGUUGUGAGCUGUGAGGAGAAGGCAGCUUUCCUCUGCAAACAGUGGGCAGAAGGUGUGACGCCUCCUCCUGCCCCUGUAACUACUCGCCCACCCCCAUGCCCAGGAGGAUGGACUCCAAGCCCAACGAGGAACGUAUGCUUCAAAGGCUAUAUGGAAGUGCAAAAGCAUAAGAAAACUUGGUUUGAAGCACAAGAUUUUUGUAGAGAAAUUGGAGGCGACCUGGCUUCUAUUCAUAGUAAUGAAGAGAACAAUUUAGCAGAGGAAUGGGGAAAUAGAAAAAAUGCCUGGAUUGGUUUAAAUUCUCUGGAUCCCACCAAAGGAAGGAUAUGGAAUGAUGGGUCACCUGUAGAUUACGAACAUCUGUUCCGUGUGCCCUUAAAACCAGAACCAAACAAUACUUUUGGAUAUUCUUUCAAAGAAAUUGAAGAUGGCUGGAUUGUAUAUGAGAACAAUGAGUACUACUUCAGUAAUGCAACACUUCCUGCAGAAAAAUCUCGGGCAUUCUGCAAGAAGCAUGGUGGAGAUCUUACUGUCAUUGACGGUGAAAGUGAAAGAAAGUUUUUGCAUAGAUAUAGCAUCUUUUAUAGAACUUCUAUGCAGGACCCUUAUAUUGGUUUGAUUUUGGGACUUGAUAGAAAGUUUGGCUGGAUGGAUGGCACUCCAGUGACCUAUGAAGCCUGGGCCCCUGAUGAACCCAACUUUGCAAAUGAUGAUGAAAACUGUGUGGUUAUGUACCUCAGUACAGGCUUAUGGAAUGAUGUAAAUUGUGGUACUGAGACGUGCUUCAUCUGUGAAAGGCAUAACAGCUCUGUCCGUCCUACUGUUGCUCCCACAUCACCUGCACCUCAGGGAGGUUGCACUGAAGGUUGGCUUUUGUUUGAUAACAAGUGCUUCCAGAUAUUUGGUUUUAAUGAAAAUGAGAGGAAAAACUGGACUGAAGCUCGUGCGGAUUGCAGAAGUCGAGGAGGAAACCUGGCUAGUAUACCAAGCAAGCCUGUUCAAGCUUUCCUCACCAUGUACUUAAAAGGUGCUCCAACUGAUACCUGGAUUGGACUGAGUGAUGCUAACUGGGAAAAUCGAUUCUAUUGGACAGAUGGAAGUGGUGUCUACUAUACAAACUGGGCCAAAGGUUUUCCGAAUUAUAACGGUGACUGUGUUUUUAUGAUGACAACACCUGAAAGACAGGCAGGAAAUUGGAGAGAUGGCAAAUGUGUUGCUAAAAAAAGCUAUAUCUGCCAAAGAAACAGUGAUAUUGCAUCCUCUCACUCGGAACCAACGAUUCCAGCCUCUGGCUAUAUCCUUUACGGAAACAGCAGCUAUUCUCUCGUUAGCCCCAAUAUGACAUGGGAAGAAGCAAGAAAAAAAUGUAAAUCUGAAAAUGCAGAGCUUGCCAGCAUUUUAACUCCCUACAUCCAAUCCUUCCUAUGGCUACAGGUGUUAAAAUACGGGGAGCCUGUGUGGAUUGGUCUAAAUAGCAACAUGACCAACGAGGCUUACAAGUGGGUGAGUAACUGGAGACUGGUGUAUACUCAUUGGGCCGCUGAAGAGCCAAAACAGAAAAUUGCCUGUGUUUACUUAGGCCUUGAUGGUCACUGGAAAACAGGAUCUUGCAAUGAAAAGCACUUCUCUGUCUGCGAGAAGUAUCAGGGUAUAGUCCCAACUGAGACUCCACAGCAUCCAGGAAAAUGCCCCUCAUUAAAACAAAACCAGGUACCUUGGAUUCCUUUUCGGUCUCAUUGCUAUGCCAUCUACCCUGUCUGGGAAUCCUGGUCUAGAGCAUCCACGAAAUGUACUCAGUUAGGUGCCACCUUAACUUCAGUAGAAGAUUUAACUGAACAGAGAUUUUUGACGGAACACAUUGAAGAACUCAGCCAUAAGGAGUUUUGGAUAGGAAUGUUCAAAAAUACAGACGGAGAAUGGAUAUGGCAAGAUAACACCGAAGUGGAUUUUGUCAACUGGGAAGGGGGACAGCUCCAUGAUGAUGAAUUUCCAUAUGAAACUGAAUUUAGUUUUCAUGACCAAUGCAUUUUCAUGAAUGGAGAUACUGGGGAGUGGUCCAAAUCCCACUGCAGUUAUUUCCACAAGGGAUUUAUUUGCAAAACACCCAAAAUUAUUGAAGUGUCUGCAACUACAAACCCUACAAAACAUGACGCAAACAAAGGGAUUGUUGCAUCUACACAGGGCAAAACGGUGACGGCUGUUUUACUGGUUAUCUUCAUCCUCGCUGGUGCAGCGGUCACAGCCUAUAUUUUCUACAGACGACGUAGCAGACGACCACAAACCACUACUAAUUUUCACAACUCUUUGUAUUGUGACAAUGCGAUUAUUCUUAAGAAUGACUCGUUAUCUGUUGCGGACAACAAAACGGAAAAUUAACGAAGUUUGACUGGAUUCCUACCCACAAUUACCUGAGACUAUAUCCUAUUGAACUCAGUCGGAUUUACUUCUGAAUAGAGAGGUGUAAGAUUGCAAAGU
Elgaria multicarinata webbii is the source of this 4314-nucleotide messenger RNA. RefSeq names its product macrophage mannose receptor 1-like. Gene Ontology annotation, molecular function: signaling receptor activity. The record is from RefSeq and is a predicted model, not a curated record. NCBI's taxonomy places the organism in Eukaryota, Metazoa, Chordata, Lepidosauria, Squamata, Anguidae. Gene Ontology annotation, cellular component: plasma membrane. Gene Ontology annotation, biological process: receptor-mediated endocytosis.